Scatophagus argus is the source of this 3306-nucleotide messenger RNA. RefSeq names its product early growth response 1 (gene egr1). NCBI's taxonomy places the organism in Eukaryota, Metazoa, Chordata, Actinopteri, Scatophagidae. Gene Ontology annotation, biological process: regulation of transcription by RNA polymerase II. The transcript has 2 exons. The coding region runs from base 507 to 2039 and encodes 510 amino acids. Gene Ontology annotation, molecular function: DNA-binding transcription factor activity, RNA polymerase II-specific; RNA polymerase II cis-regulatory region sequence-specific DNA binding. The record is from RefSeq and is a predicted model, not a curated record.
CCUCUCAGCUCAGAGAGAGCCAUGAGAGCCCACAAGAGCAACUGUUAGAGCAGAGAUAGACAGGAAAACACAUAGAACUCCCUUUAUAAGAAAUAUCACAACAAAAGUAAAAAGUCAUUUCAAAACAACAUCCUUCCAAUAGGGUGGAAACCUGAUUGGAUACGUUAUUUAAUAUAUAGAUUUUUUUUAAAUCAACAUUAAUUUGUUGAUUCAUUUUUGAUAAAUCUUAGGGAAUGAGUAAGAGGGACAAGUUUGUUUUUUUCUAAAAAGACAAGUGGAUCUUUACUCAUCUCUGAAAACAAAACAGAGCUAAAACAACAACUGGACACGGAGCAGAAAACGGCAUCUUCCUCGGCAUCAGCAGAAGUGUGCAGCUCUUCCUGAGCUGGGCUAAGUGUUUGCUUCCACCUGCGAGGCACCGCUCUGCAAGCGUGCACCCAGCCUCCCUGCACUCUUCACCAGCCACCAGUGCAGCCUCAGCCCUGCAGCUCCAGCACCAGCAGAGGAUGGCUGCAGCCAAGACCGAGAUGAUACUCCCUGCUCUGCAGAUCUCGGAGCCCCUGAGCUUCCCUCACUCCCCCAUGGAUAACUAUCCCAAGCUGGAGGAGGUGAUGAUGCUGAGCUCUACAGGGACCCCCUUCCUCACCGCCUCCGCACCAGAAGGUGCAGGCUUUGGCUCUGGGGAGCCAGGAGAACAAUACGACCACCUUGCUGGAGAUACGUUACCUGAUAUUCCCUUCAACUGUGAGAAGCCAGAGCAGACCUACCCCACCCAGAGGCUGCCCCCCAUUUCUUACACAGGCCGCUUCACCCUGGAGCCCGCCACCAACUGCAGCAAUAGCCUCUGGGCAGAGCCCAUUUUGGGCCUCUUCACUGGUCUGAUGGGCAACAUUGCCCCCAGUUCCAGCACCUCCUCUUCUGCCUCACAGACCACCUCUUCCUCAUCUUCAUCUGCCCCGUCCUCCUCCAGUUCCUCCUCUUCUACCUCCUCCUCAUCUCAGAGCUCAAGUCUCAGUUCCUCCAUCCACCACAGCGAGCCCAAUCCCAUCUACUCAGCUGCUCCAACUUACUCGAGCCCCAACUCUGACAUCUUCCCAGACCAAGGUCAGUCUUUUCCCAGCUCAGCCGGAGCAGUGCAGUACCCUCCUCCAGCCUACCCCAAUGGCAAGACCUGCGGCACUAGCUUCCCCGUGCCCAUGAUACCUGACUACCUCUUCCCUCAGCAGCAGGGAGAGAUCAGCCUGGUGCCCCCUGACCAAAAGCCCUUCCAGAGUCAGUCGAGCCAGCCCUCCCUAACUCCUCUGUCCACCAUCAAGGCCUUUGCCACACAGACUGGCUCCCAGGACUUAAAGAGUGUCUACCAAUCCCAGCUGAUAAAGCCCAGCCGAAUGCGCAAGUAUCCCACCCGGCCUAGCAAGACACCUCCUCACGAGAGGCCCUACGCUUGCCCUGUGGAGACCUGUGACCGUCGCUUCUCUCGCUCUGAUGAGCUGACUCGUCACAUUCGCAUUCACACAGGCCAGAAACCCUUCCAGUGCCGCAUCUGCAUGCGCAACUUCAGCCGCAGCGACCACCUGACGACACAUAUCCGCACUCACACUGGGGAGAAACCCUUCGCUUGCGAGAUCUGCGGACGCAAGUUUGCCCGCAGUGAUGAGAGGAAGAGACACACAAAGAUCCACCUACGGCAGAAGGACAAGAAGGCAGAGAAGGCAGGAGCAGUGGCAGUAACAGCAGCUCCUGCAUCAGCUGCUUCACCUGCCUCCAGCUACCCUUCACCCAUCACCUCCUACCCCUCUCCAGUGUCUUCUUACCCCUCUCCUGUCACCUCCUGCUACUCCUCUCCCGUCCACACUUCCUAUCCGUCUCCUUCCGUAGCCACCACGUACCCAUCGGUGUCCAUGUCCAGCACCUUUCAGUCACAGGUCGCCUCCUCCUUCCCCUCCUCAGUUGCCUCCAACAUCUACAGCUCUCCCAUCCCCACCCCGCUAUCAGAUAUGCAGACCACUCUCUCCCCAAGGACAAUCGAGAUCUGCUAAGAAAGAGCAAAGAGAAAAAAACUUUUUUAGUCUCUCUACACCUCUCCUUCCUUAAGGUUCUUUGAGGGGAAAGAAAUCAGCAUCAAAAGACUUUGUUUUCCCCUCCAAAAAGCACUUUUGUGUCUGCUCCCUGUGCAGUGUUAGGUGAAUCUUGAGAUUUACCUGAAAGAGAGGAAAAAGACACAUGUCAAGGACUGGGCAAAGACAAUAGAAGAUGAAAAGGGUUUUUUUCUGUCUCUGUAAAACAAAUGCAGCACUUCAAAUGCAUAAGGGACUCAAGAGAGAGUAGAAACCGACACUGACGAUCUCUUCUAUUAGGUACACACAAACCAAGAGACAAACAGAUUGCCAGCGGCUGUGGUGCUAAGGCAUGUUCGCCCUCGCACUCACUCAUACAGUACAAAAGACAUUGAAUGAUAUACAUAAGCUACCAUAUAUGUAUAUUGUACAUGUGCCAUGUUUCGUUUCUAUCAUUCUUUGGUACCAUUGAUGUGAAAAAUUAUUUGCAUAUUUGCAUUGUAUUAUUUGAAGUGAGCAGGGCCAUAUUUUCUACAUACUUUCUCUAUUAUGUAGUGAUGAUGCUGUGAUAUGUUUUGACAUUGUUUGGAAAAAAAAAGCACUUAAGUAUUCAAGCAUGAGUAAGAGUGAUGUUAGUUUCUGUUUGUAAAUAUCAUCCACUGGUACUAUCUCUUUCUCUCUUUCUCACAUGUGACAUAUCGCUUGGUUAUAUGGAAAAAUAGAGAAGAAAAAAAAAACAUUUUAAAAAACUAACUAAACAAGACACUCCCGUUAUUUGGUGCCUUUUGUGAAGCCUUGCUGAUGUUGUGACUUGGCUGCGUGCGCGAGAGAGGAUGCACUGCAUCUCGCCUUAAGGGUGGAGGGAAUAUUUUUGUUACAGAAUGUAAGUCAUACUCAGAGGGAGGAAAAAGGGACGAACUAAGAGGGCACCGCUUCAUUUCAUUAGAAUGUAAGCAAAAAAGAAGAAAAAUUAUAAAGUAUAUUUUUGUAAAACUUAAGUGUAAAUAUCCACAUCUUCAAGAGCUGGAAUGUUGAAGUUACCUACUGAGUAGGCAUGGGAUUCUUUUGUAUGUUAUAUACAUGCAGUUCAUUAUUUUGUGGUUAUCUUUAUUUUGUAUUUGUGUUUGUUAAAACAAGUGACUGUUUCUGGCUUCUAAACACAUUGAAUGCGCUUAACUGCCAAUGGGAUAUUUGGUGUACAAGAUAUCCUCCCAGAAAUUAAAUAUAAAUAAAAAUAUGAAUAUAUGUA